ACUCUACACUCGUAUCGAGCACGUGCAUGCGCUCAUCUUGCCUCGCAACUUCAAACACAAUGCACGUCUUGGUUGUUGGGGCGGGUGUUGGCGGACUCAGCCUGGCCCAGACGCUGCGAAAACAGGACAUAUCCUUUGAGAUAUUCGAACGCGACGACCAUGCAGACGCCCGUUUCCAAGGAUGGGCCAUCGCCAUGCAUUCAAUUGUCGAGUCACUGCUGUCGACAUUUCCGUCCGACAUGCCUGACCUCAGGGCUUCCACCAACCAUCUACUGCCUCUAAACCUUCCUGCCCAGCUAGCUUUAUAUACACCCGGCCGGGAGGACCGUUGGGGCUUCCAGGAUUCUCCCAGGUUUCCCUUCAUUCGCGCGGAGCGGCGUCGUCUUCGUAAUUGGCUGUCGACCAGUAUCCCCGUGCAGUGGGGCAAGCAUGUCCAGCGCAUCGAGCACGACGACCACGGGGUUUCCGUAUACUUCCAGGACGGCAGCAGUGCCAAGGGCGACAUUCUGAUAGGUGCAGACGGCAUCAACAGCGUGGUACGCGAGCAUCUCCUGGGCCGUCCCGCCGCGGACCUGUUGGCCGUCGUGCCGCUCGCGACUGUCGUGGGCCAACUCGAGCUAUCAGGCGAGGCGCUGAGGAGGCAGCUGGCUCUCGGCCACAGCGGCUACAUGCUAAUCCGCCCAGACCUGGGCUUUAUUGGCUUUGCGGGCCUGCACUAUGUGAAUCCGGAUGGGCUCUCGGCCCGCUACUACUGGAACUUCCUCCAGUCCGACGAGGAUGUUGCGAGGCCCGACCACUGGCUGAAGACGGCUGGCCGGCAGGAGAAGCUCGACCAUGUUCUGCGCUCCAUCCAGGCUCUGCCGCCCAAGUUUCGCGAGAUCUUCGAGAUGACCCGCCCCGAGCAGAUCCGCGAUGAGACCCACGUCUGGAGGGACCUCGAGCUCGACCGCAAGGGCGGGCUGCCGGCUGGCCGGGUCAUCUUGAUGGGGGAUGCAGCGCACGCCAUGACCCCUUUCCGCGGCGAGGGCGGCUAUCAUACGCUUGUCGACUCGAUUGUCCUGAGCAAGGUGCUCGGUGAUUUGCACGGGACCAGCGGCUUCAGAGACAUCGCCACGGUAAAGCAGGCCGUAGCUGACUACAACAGUGCUAUGCUGAAGAGGGCCGGACAGGCGGUGCGCGACUCGAGGAACCUUCAUACCGACGCCCAACGGUUCGGGCCCGAUGGAAAGCCUCUGGUGCUGGAUAUUGUGCCUUUACCAGAUGUGGAGAUCAAGCUGGGACGGGAGUAAAACUUUGGAGAAUAGAUUGAUUCCCAAGUUAGUUUUAGGUGCCGUAGAAUUUGACUCAAGUAUCUCCA
Cryphonectria parasitica EP155 is the source of this 1357-nucleotide messenger RNA. RefSeq names its product FAD/NAD(P)-binding domain-containing protein. The record is from RefSeq and is a predicted model, not a curated record. The coding region runs from base 27 to 1289 and encodes 420 amino acids. Lineage: Eukaryota; Fungi; Ascomycota; Sordariomycetes; Diaporthales; Cryphonectriaceae. The transcript has 4 exons.